This is a messenger RNA of Drosophila innubila, 688 nucleotides long. RefSeq lists its product as uncharacterized. The record is from RefSeq and is a predicted model, not a curated record. The transcript is spliced from 2 exons. The coding region runs from base 177 to 494 and encodes 105 amino acids. Lineage: Eukaryota; Metazoa; Arthropoda; Insecta; Diptera; Drosophilidae.
GAGCUGGGCGUAGUUGCGACCAAUUGUCGGCUCUAGAGUGCUUUACGUGCACCCAAUACCACUCGCGCGCUCGACCAGACAAGAGGCUGUGGAACCCACGCAGAACAUCUCUCCACGGGCACUGAUAUUGCCUUUGCAGGAACUCCACGCGGAAAACGAAGUCCUCGACGGAGUGCAUGGGAUCCUCGCCAUCGAACUUCAAAUUCCAUCGCUCCAGCUUCAGGGUUCCUGCCGGUUGGAUUUCUCCAGUUCGUUGCCUGCGGAUCCGGCACGACCGGUGGACUGCCAAACUCCGGCUGUCGAACCUGCAAGGAUUGCCUUGGCGUCACUGGCGGUGGAAUAUUUGUCGAACGGUGCCCUUCCGCACGUUUCGGGAUGGCUCCUGUGUUCGGUGCUGGUGCUGCCGAGGCUUCGGUGCUCGAAUUUGGUGCCCGUUCGUCCGGAUGCGUCGCUGCGGAGGCUUCGGUCCUCGAGCCACCAUUCGGAGGCCUUAGUCUGUCGUUUAUUAGCUUCAUCAUUUCUAAAAAUUGGGCUCGGAUGUCCUCGCGCAGGGACUCGCUUAUUUCAUCUCGCAACGAGCUCCGAUAUGUUUGAUGCAUCGCAGCAACCGCGACGUUUACGGCAGAUUCGAGCACCGUGUCUCUCUGCGGCUCCUUCGGAUAUUGAAGGUCUUGACCGGCCGCCUCUU